Molecule: messenger RNA, 5834 nt
Organism: Xiphophorus hellerii (green swordtail)
Lineage: Eukaryota; Metazoa; Chordata; Actinopteri; Cyprinodontiformes; Poeciliidae
Product: protein mono-ADP-ribosyltransferase PARP14-like
Exons: 23
Coding region: 53-5674 (1873 amino acids)
Biological process (GO): protein poly-ADP-ribosylation; negative regulation of gene expression
Cellular component (GO): cytoplasm; nucleus
Molecular function (GO): NAD+ poly-ADP-ribosyltransferase activity; transcription corepressor activity
Source: RefSeq, a predicted model, not a curated record
CGAACCUCCUGCUGCUGGGCUGGUUCCGUCAGUCUGACUCUGGACCUGAACCAUGGAGGACUCCGAGUGUCCGGCCCUGACCGUGGAGGGCGACUGGAGCCCGGCCCAGAGUAAAACCGUCCGGAACAAACUGCAGCUUUACUUCCAGAGCAAGAAGAAGUCCAGCGGAGGAGACUGCCGGGUGGAGGUGGAGGAGGAGGCCGCCAGAGCCUCCGUCUUCUUCCGAGCGGAGGAGGUCAGAGAUCAAGUCCUGGCGAAGACGGACCAUGAAAUCACGCUGGAGGGUAAAUGUGUUCGGCUGCGGCUCGGUUCUGGACCCGCUCAGAUCCAGACGAACAGCAGCAACAACAGCUCAGAUCCAGCUGCAGAUUCCAAGAACCAAGAACCAGAACCAGAGGAAGGAGCUUCUGCAGCAAACCAGAGAGGUUCCGAGUCGGAUCCGGUCGUUGCCGUGGUUCUGGAGAACGUCUCGGAGAACCUGAACAAAGAUUAUCUGCAGAUGCUGGUGGAAACCAUCUCUGGCCUGGAUGAGAACGACUUCAGUCUGGAGAUGAUCUGGGAAUCCAACCUGGCUGUGGUGAACUUCAGCGUUCCCACAGAUGUGGAAAAGUUCAUAUCAGUGAGUCAGAAAAACUCCAAGGUGAAGAAACUUGGACUGACGGCUCGGCCACUAGGGGCAGCAAAGAGCGUCCGCAUGGAGAGUCUUCCUCCGUCUGUCCUCAAAGACAUGAUUGAGUUGUGGUUUGAGAAGAACUGGGAACUUCCUGAGGACGUGGUGAUGAUCCCAGAGGAGCAGGCGGCCAUCGUCACCUUCAGGGACCCAAAAGUUGUUCAAAGCAUCUGCGUUAAAGAAGACCAUGUGAUGCGCUCCAUCCCUGUCAAGCUGUAUUCGUACCACGAGUCGCUGGGAGCCGCCCUGUACGGCCCGGCCCGGCCUGCCUGGAAGAUGCCCGAGCCCGUCACCCAGAAGGUUCUGCAAGUGAUCUGGAAAUUCCUCCUGCUCAAGAAAAUGCUGAAAAACAUCAACGAUCAGAUGCGGCCGCAUUUCUGCAGCGUAGAUUUGGACCAGCCCGAGGUGAAACUCAGCCCCCUGCCCAGUUUUCUGAGGCAGAAAAGUCUGACUGCGAAAGACGUAGACAACUGGGCGGAGGCGGCGAAGGACGCCUUCUGCAAACUGCUGGCCCAGUACUCGGCCUUCGAAUGCAACGCGAACACAGAGGCAUGGAAAGCUGCCGAGAAGGAAGUCCUCUCGGUGGUGAAGGAAGACGCCUUAGUGGAGUUCGAUCCGUCCAGACAGGUUGUGACGGUCGCUGGCAGAGCCGACGAUAUAAAGAAAAUCCGAGCUCCAGUAGAAAACAUCCUUCUUAAAUUAAUGAGUCACAUUGAACGGCAGACCAAAGGUGUGACUGAGAGCCUGGACUUUUCUCCUGCCUAUUUCCACAUCCUGACGGAGGAAGGGCUGCAGAAAGCUGCCUCUGACGUUUCUCCUGAGCUGAAACUCUCGUUCUACGAAGCCACUGGGAGGUUGACCAUUACGGGACUCCCUGCUGAGGUUUACCAGAUCAAAUCCUGGAUCUUAGAGAAAAAUCUGAACAUGAAGAAGAAACAUCUAAAUGUCCCUCCAGGCCUUCUGGAUUACCUCCAGCAGGUGGAUUCCAUGGACAUGUCAAAGAGCCUGUUCACGUCGCAAGGCAUCGGCGCCAUCUACUGCACCGAAACCAGAGGCGUCUUCUUACUGGGGAGCUCUGACAGAGCCCUGGCCGACGCUGAGAGUAAGAUGAAGAAAGAUUUGUUGGUGCAGAAUCUGGACGUGAAAGAUCAGGAAGUUUUGAACCGUCAGAACUGGAAAGAACUGAAAGGAGAACUGUUGGACACCUACAACUCCUCCAACAACAAAACGGUCAUCAUUGUGAUCCACCCAGAGAGAAGAGACAAAGUAACGGUGGCCGGCUUUAGCAAUCCUGUCAAAGAGGUGAGCGUCAGUCUGAGGGACUUCAUUCAGAACUACUCACAGGUCCAGGAGGCCCUUCGGGUCGAGUCCUGUGCCGUCGCUCAGUUCAUUCAGAAGAACAGACGUGACGUUUGGUCGAGAAUCGCCAGCGACAACAAGGUGUCUGUGACCUUUGACCCAGAAAGACCAAAGAUCGUCAUCAGUGGGGCUCGUCUUCUUGCCCACAAAGCGAGAUCCGUCCUUCAACAACUGGCUGCUGAUCUCUUUGCUGACACCUUAACUGUGGACAAACCUGGAGCAAAGAAGUACUUCCUGUCCCAAGGAAGCAUAUUCCUGUCUCCAGUGAUGUCAGAGUUCAGCUGUGUGGUGAUGCUGCAGCCAGAGAUCCAAGAUGAUGAAGAGGAGGAGGAGGAAGGGAGCGUUGAAGACGAGUGUUACUGCAAGGUGCGCACGGCCGGCGGAGUUCUGGUCUCUGUCAGCAGGGCGGAUAUCUGCAGCUUUAAGGUCGACGCUGUGGUCAACGCAGCCAACGAAGACCUGCAGCACAUCGGCGGUUUGGCGUUGGCGCUGCUGAAAGCUGCCGGACCAAACCUGCAGAAGAUCAGCAACGACCUUGUGGCCAAAGACGGGAAGCUCCGCCCAGGAGACGCCGUCGUGACGGAUGGAUGCAGUCUGCCCUGCAGAUACGUCGUGCAUGCAGUCGGUCCGCGCUACUCUGACUCUGACAAGAAGACGUCAGUGUUUCGUCUGAAAUGUGCAGUUAGAGAGAGCCUGAGACAAGCUGAGCUGGCCAGCUGCUCCACCGUGGCGAUGCCAGCAAUCAGCUCUGGUGUGUUCGGUUUUCCGGUGGAGCUCUGCACCGAGACCAUCGCCCGGGGCGUGCGGGAAUACUGCGACAAUCCCAGCGGUCCGGGAUCCUUAACCGAGGUUCACCUGGUGGACAACAACGACGCCACCGUCAGGGUGAUGGCAGCGGCCGUCAGCAGGGAGUUCAGCGACCUGGAGCCCGUCAUGACGGUUCCACAGCACGCCGCCGGGAAGCACAAGGGAGCCGCAGGCGGACAGCAGAGAGGACGAGGAAGAGGCUCCUGGUCUGGAGGAGGAAGAGGAGGGAGAGGAGGAGGGAGAGGAAGAGGAGCAGAAGGAGGAAGAGGGAGAGGAAGAGCAGGGGGUUACCAGGACGACCAUCAGCCUAACCGAGGCGGUUUGAGCCCCAGAGGGCAGAGCAGACGUGGAGAGCAGGGAGGGUCUGGGAGUUUGGAGCAGAUCACAGCUGCAGGUCUGAGGAUCACUCUCUGCAGAGGAAACAUUCAGGACCAGCAGACGGACGGCAUCGUGAACACGGUGGCAGAGAACAUGAACCUGAGCCAGGGCGCCGUGUCGUCGGCCAUCUUGGAGGCGGCGGGGGAGAACCUGCAGCUGGCCGUCCUGACUGAGGCCGGCGUGUCGGCGCUGCAGUUCGGAGACGUGGUCGUCACUGACGCUUACAACCUGAGGUGUCAGAAAGUCUUCCAUGCUGUUUGCCCAAACUGGGACAACGGCGGCGGUGAGGCGGAGAAGGGGUUAGCAGACGUCAUCACUUCCUGUCUGAAGGAGGCUGAGAAGCUGCAGCUGACCUCUCUGUCCUUCCCGGCCAUCGGAACCGGGAACCUGAGCUUCCCCAGGCCGGUGGUGGCCAGAGUUCUGCUGAGGCAGAUCCACCAGUUCAGCCGGCGGGUCUCGCCCCGCCACCUGAAGGAAGUGGUCAUCGUGGUUCACCACAGCGACCGCCAAACCACCGAGUGUUUCACCAGAGAGUUCAGCGGACAGACGGGGAGCGUCCAGCAUGGAGGAGCCGGUUCUGACGGGAACUGGUCUGCCGCUCAGACGCUGCUCAGCCGGCCACAGCAGACCUCCACGUCCUUCAGCUCCGUCUCGUCCCCGUCCCUCGGCGUCUACCGGAUGCAGAUGGGUCAGCUCGCCCUGGAGGUGUCGUCAGGAGACAUCACCAAGGAGACCUGUGAUGUCAUCGUCAACUCAUCCAAUCAGAACUUCAACCUUCAAGCAGGAGUUUCCAAGGCGAUCUUGGACAACGCCGGUCCAAGGGUUCUGUUGGAGUGUGCACAGAUCGUGAAUUCUCCGGGCUACAUGCCUCGUUCCAUGAUCAUGACCUCCGGCGGUCAGCUUCCCUGCAGCAACAUCAUCCACAUCGUCGGCCAGAACGACGCUACUAAGAUCAAGGAAAUGGUGCAGGGAGUCCUGAAGGUCUGCGAGGAGAACAAGUUCAGAUCGGUCGCCUUCCCAGCUCUGGGAACAGGUCAGGGCGGUGUCAGUCCAUCGGCGGUGGCCGACGCCAUGGUCGGUGCAGUGGUAGACUUUGUGAGGAAGAAGCACCCAAAGUUUGUUUGCAGCGUGAAGAUCCUAAUCUUUCAGACAGCCAUGAUCGCCGAAUUUCACAACAGCAUGAAAAAGAGGCAAGGAGAAGAAGUGGCGGAGAAGAGCGUCUUUAACAAAUUCAUAGAUUCAGUUUCUUCAUUUUUUGGACUUGGAGCGGAGCAGCAAAGCACUACUGACUUUUAUCUGGAGCGGCAGGAGUUUGAUCCCGCUGUGUUUCAGCUGUGUGCCGACAACCAAAGGAAUCUGAGCACGGCUAAGAAGAGGAUCAGUGAGCUCAUUCUGAACGAGCAGGCCCAGAGAACCAUCAGGGACCAGUACAUUAACCAGUUCACUCAGGCUGACAUGGACGAGCUGAAGGCCCUGCAGAGGAAUCUGACGGUGAGCAUCCAGCUGGACAGAGGUCAGGAAGACCAGGAGCCCCGGAUCCACCUGGAAGGUUUGACCAGAGACGUCCUGACGGCCGAGUCAGACAUCAGGAACAUCAUCCGGAAAGUGGAGAGAAGUGAGAAUCUGAAGAACAAAGCCAUGAUGGUGAGAAAACAGGUGGAAUGGAAGUUCCAGCACCAGGAUGGAUCAAUGGUGUCCCUUGACAUCCUCACCAACCUCCAGCUUGAAGAAGCUUUUGAGAAAAGUCAAAGUGUGAAGAUCAAAAUCAAAAACGAAACCUUCAACGCUGAUCCAGUUCUUAGACGGGCCGUUUCCACUAAUGGACGGAAGCAGAUAGAGCUGAUGAGAAAUGACUUGAGAACCCCUGACAAUCCGCUGCCUCAACACUGGGAUGACAUGAAGGGCAGCAUCCUGAAGCAGGUUCCCCUGACCGCUGGGUCCCAGGAAUACAACGACGUGUUGGCAGACGUUACAAAAAAUGGACUUUCCCUGAACAUCAUCCAGAUCGAGCGGAUCCAAAAUACGACGCUGUGGCAGAGCUACCAGCUCCUGAAGAAGCAGAUGGAGGUAAAGAACAAGCACACCAACAAUGAAAAGCUGCUGUAUCACGGCACCGGGGCCAACUCCAUCGACCUCAUCAACUCUAAGGGCUUCAACCGGAGCUACGCAGGAAUGCAUGGUGCCAUGUACGGUAAUGGCUCUUACUUUGCUGUGGACCCUGCGUAUUCAGCCAGGGGUUACUCUCAACCAGACAAUACAGGUCACAAGCGCAUGUACCAGGCCCGGGUUCUGGUUGGAGACUACAUCCGGGGAACAUCUGGCAUGAUUGCACCCCCCGCCAAAUCUGGCAAUGCUGCAGACCUGUAUGACAGCGUCACUGACAAACCUAAUAAUCCAUCCAUGUUUAUUGUUUUCCAUGACAUUCAGGCAUAUCCAGAAUACCUUAUCACAUUCACUUAACGUUUUAGCUCUUUUGCAAAUAUUCUGAUCAAAUUAACCUGUCUGACUAAAACUCUUCUACUGUAGAUCAAAACCACUGGAACCUGUUGCUAUAAAUUACUGAAGGAGUGGUGUAAUUUUCUUCAACUCAAAAUAAAGAUAGAAAUUUUUCAUUCUUGGA